Molecule: messenger RNA, 1878 nt
Organism: Penicillium bovifimosum
Lineage: Eukaryota; Fungi; Ascomycota; Eurotiomycetes; Eurotiales; Aspergillaceae
Gene: kexA
Product: serine-type carboxypeptidase kexA
Exons: 3
Coding region: 1-1878 (625 amino acids)
Biological process (GO): apoptotic process; proteolysis
Cellular component (GO): trans-Golgi network
Molecular function (GO): serine-type carboxypeptidase activity
Source: RefSeq, a predicted model, not a curated record
AUGCUUUCAAUACCCUUUUUAUCAUCUCCCAUAAGGGGCAGUGCUGUGACGUUAAUAUCCGCCUUGUCGGUGCUGUUGAGCUCAACCUUCGUGUCGGCCAGCUCGGCAGCGGACUAUUAUGUGCACAAUUUACCAGGGGCACCUGAGGGCCCCUUUCUGAAGAUGCAUGCUGGACACAUCGAGGUCGAUCCCGAAACAAACGGCAACCUGUUCUUCUGGCAUUUUCAGAACCGCCACAUCGCAAACCGUCAGCGCACAGUGAUAUGGUUGAAUGGCGGUCCAGGAUGUAGCUCAAUGGAUGGUGCAUUGAUGGAAGUUGGGCCCUAUCGACUCAAUGACGACCAGACGCUGAGAUAUAACGAAGGCCGGUGGGAUGAGUUUGCCAACUUGCUCUUCGUCGAUUCGCCUGUCGGGACGGGGUUCAGCUAUGCCAACACCGAUAGCUAUGUCCAUGAGUUGGACGAGAUGGCUGCUCAUUUUGUCACCUUCUUGGAGACUUUCUUUGACCUAUUUCCUGAGUACGAGUCUGAUGACCUCUACAUCGCAGGCGAAUCUUAUGCUGGUCAGCAUAUCCCAUAUAUUGCAAAGGCCAUCCAGGAUCGCAACGAGGCUCGUGCAGCGAAUGGCGGCACAAAGUGGCCUGUAAAAGGUCUGCUGAUUGGUAACGGCUGGAUCUCCCCUGCAGAUCAGUACCCAUCUUAUCUCAAAUUCGUCGAGAGAGAAGGCCUCGUGAAACCGGGAACAGCUCUCCAUGACAAGAUGAACUCCCUCAACAAAGUUUGUCUCUCAAAGUUGGAGGCCCCAGGCGCAGAGGACAGGCUGGAUCUACGCGAGUGCGAGUUUGUCUUGCAGCAGUUCCUUGACCUCACCACUGAGAACCAGCAGUGCUAUAACAUGUACGAUAUCCGCCUCAAGGACAAGGCCCUAUCCUGUGGCAUGAACUGGCCUCCUGACUUGGCAAACAUUGAGCCAUAUCUUCAACGACCGGACGUUGUCAAGGCUCUCAAUAUAAAUCCAGCGAAGAAGUCCGGCUGGACCGAAUGCUCCGGCAUGGUCCACCAGGCCUUCACCGCGAAGAAAUCCCUCCCCUCCGUCAACCUGCUCCCGGGCCUAAUUGAAUCCGGCAUCAACAUCCUUCUAUUUAGUGGCGACAAAGAUCUGAUUUGUAACCAUAUCGGAACGGAGACUCUGAUUCACAACAUGAAAUGGAAGGGCGGCAGCGGCUUCGAGACCUCGCCCGGUGUCUGGGCCCCGCGCCAUGACUGGUCUUUCGAAGACGAACCCGCUGGCAUCUACCAAUCCGCCCGUAAUCUAACCUACGUGCUUUUCUAUAACUCAAGCCACAUGGUUCCGUUCGAUAACCCCCGUCAGAGCCGCGACAUGCUCGACCGUUUCAUGAACGUCGACAUCGCCAGUAUCGGCGGCCAGCCUUCGGACUCCCGCAUCGAUGGGGAGAAAUUGCCGCAGACUGCUGUCGGAGGGCAGACUAAUAGCACCGCCCAUGAGAAGGACGAGAAGGAAAAGCUGAAGCAGACCGAGAUGCACGCCUAUACCAAGUCUGGCGAGGCCGUUCUCGUAAUUGUGAUUAUCGGUGUGCUUGUCUGGGGCUUCUUCAUCUGGCGCAAUCGUCGCAACUCUCGCGGGGGCUACAGAGAUGUCUCGGAUAAUGAUAUAGCGGAGAAUUCCUCCAUUCUCCACAGAUUCCAGCACAAGCGUUCCGGUCGUGAUGUCGAGACGGGUGACUUUGAUGAAUCUGAAUUGGAUCAGCUUCACUCCCCUGGUGUUGAGCACGACCAUUAUGCUGUGGGUGAGACGAGCGAUGAUGAUGAUCACCACGCUUUGCAUCCGGGGGCUGGAGAAACCCGCCCAUCUUCAUAG